Molecule: messenger RNA, 942 nt
Organism: Paramecium pentaurelia
Lineage: Eukaryota; Ciliophora; Oligohymenophorea; Peniculida; Parameciidae
Source: the annotation of a GenBank genome assembly
AUGGAGAAAUUAUUAUAGAUCUCAUAAGAAGUAAGAGAAGCACUUGAGAAGGGUCAAGCAGUAGUGGCAUUAGAGUCAACAAUAAUAACACAUGGAAUGGAAUAUCCAACAAAUGUUUAGACAGCUUUGGGAGUUGAGGAAGAAAUUAGAAAUAAAGGAGCUAUUCCUGCAACAAUUAUUGUCACAAAAGGAAUACUUAGAGUUGGUUUAACAUAAGAUGAGAUUGAAGAGAUAGGAAAGAAUAAACAUUAAUACUAGAAAUGUUCAAGAAGAGACUUAGCCUAAAUAAUUGCAUAAAAAGGAUAUGGAAGUACAACUGUGGCAGCCACAAUGAUGAUUGCUCAUAUGGCUGGAAUAAAAGUAUUUGUUACUGGAGGAAUUGGAGGAGUACAUAGAGGAGCAGAACAUACUUUUGAUAUAUCUGCAGAUUUGGUUGAAUUGGGAUAAACUCCAGUGGCAGUAGUAUGUGCAGGUGCUAAAUCUAUUUUAGAUAUUCCAAAAACAUUAGAAUAUUUAGAAACAUAAGGAGUACCUGUAGUUGGAUAUAAAACUAAACAUUUUCCAAAUUUUUUUACUCCUGAUUCAGGUUUAUUAUGUAGUACAUUUGUGAAUUCUAGUCAAGAAGCUAGUGAAUUAAUUAAAGCAUAAUUUGAUAUAUUGAAACUCAAGAAUGGAAUUCUCUUUUGUGUACCAGUACCAUAAGAUUAAGCAGCAGAUGGUUAAAUUGUUUAAUAAGCUAUUGAUAAAGUAUUAUUUCAUUCUAAAAUAGGCACUUAAAGAAAUGGAUGAAUAGAAUGUAAAUGGAGCUUUAGUUACACCAUUUCUAUUGAAAAGAGUUAAUGAAAUUACUGAUGGGAUGAGUUCAAAAUCUAAUGUUGCCUUAAUUAGAAACAAUGCAAGAGUUGGAGCUGAAAUUGCUAUUUAAUUAUGUUAAAAAUGAUU